CGUACCCCUAUUUUAAGCUCUCUACCACAUUCUUCUUCUUUUUCUUCUUCUUUUUUCUUCUUCUACCCACUUAACCAUGGGAGAAGAACAAUUCAAUUUUAUAGACAGUGAGGCUCAAACCACAUCUUCUUCUUACUCAAAUUCUACCACCUCUCAAUCACAAAAAAUUAGCAAGAGAUCAUCAUCAUCAAAUCAACUAGAACUACUUGAUGGUCAUCAAAAAGCUGCUACUGCUUUGACUACUAACGGUGAUGAUGAUGAUGAUGAUCAAAUUAGUAAGAAGAAAGCAAAGAUUAAAAAAAGGAUUAAUGGUGAUGGGAGGCAGCAGAGGCAUCCUCAUCAUCCAACGUAUAGAGGAGUGAGAAUGCGUCAGUGGGGCAAAUGGGUCUCAGAAAUCCGAGAGCCAAAAAAGAAGUCAAGAAUUUGGCUUGGAACUUUUCCCAUCCCCGAAAUGGCCGCUCGAGCGCACGAUGUCGCCGCUCUGACGAUCAAAGGCAGCUCUGCUGUUCUCAACUUCCCUGAUCUAGCUCAAGAGCUUCCUAUUCCGGCUUCCGCCUCGCCAAAGGACAUCCAAGCUGCUGCUGCUAAGGCAGCUGCUCUUACCUACCCAAGCAGCAGCCUUGAACAGGAAGCGGAAGUCGAGACAGAGCUGAUCAGCCAAGCUGUUCACGACAGUAGUCCUCAUGAUUCAUCAUCAACUUCACCAUCAACCAAUUACAAUGAUGACAUGUUUUUUGACCUCCCUGAUCUGCUUUUAGAUGUUGGGCAUCACAGUGAUCAUGGGUUUUUCUCUGUGCCAUGGCUUGAUGAAGAGCCUGAGUUCUUGUGGGAGUGACUCAGAUCUCAGAACCAAUGGGGCAAAAGCAUUCACUGAAGAGUUGAAGAAAGCAGCAGCUUAAUUGGCAAGUUUUGUUUAAAAGUUUAUAUAAGUUGCUUGUUUUUGCCGCUCCUCCAAAGUCCAAAUAGCUACUCGAAUCAGGAAGCUCAACUUUUCAGUUUCCACAGGUUUGGUUUGGGAUUAUGUUGCCAGAGGUUCAGCUUGAUUAAUUAAUUUACUACUGUAAGGUAUGGAAUAUUAGCCAUGCCUGCUAGAUUUUGUUAAAAAAACCUGAAUAAUGUACCUUUUUAAUUAAUUUCUCAUACUUUCAGUGUAAAUAUAUAUUGAGAGAAA
Messenger RNA from Malus domestica (apple), 1171 nucleotides. Its product is annotated as ethylene-responsive transcription factor ERF039-like. Gene Ontology annotation, biological process: regulation of DNA-templated transcription. The record is from RefSeq and is a predicted model, not a curated record. NCBI's taxonomy places the organism in Eukaryota, Viridiplantae, Streptophyta, Magnoliopsida, Rosales, Rosaceae. Gene Ontology annotation, molecular function: DNA binding; DNA-binding transcription factor activity.